GCGGAGGCGAGCCGUGCGCAGCGGCGUGUGUGGGGCCGUGUGCAGACCCGCGUGUGGCGCAGGCAAGGACCCUGAAGAUAAACAGCCGCUACCUUGCGAGCCGCCUUCCCCCGGCCUGCGUCCGAGUCUCCGCUGCUGCGGACCCGCUCCGACGCCGAAAGAUUGACCUGCAGCCAUGAGCAGCAACGAGUGCUUCAAGUGUGGAAGAUCUGGCCACUGGGCCCGCGAGUGCCCUACCGGCGGAGGCCGCGGUCGUGGAAUGAGAAGCCGCGGCAGAGGUGGUUUUACCUCGGAUAGAGGUUUCCAGUUUGUUUCCUCAUCUCUUCCAGACAUCUGUUAUCGCUGUGGUGAGUCUGGUCACCUUGCCAAGGAUUGUGAUCUUCAGGAGGAUGUUGAAGCCUGCUAUAACUGCGGUAGAGGUGGCCACAUCGCCAAGGACUGCAAGGAGCCCAAGCGAGAGCGAGAGCAGUGCUGCUACAACUGCGGCAAACCAGGCCACCUGGCUCGUGACUGUGACCACGCCGAUGAGCAGAAGUGCUACUCUUGUGGAGAAUUUGGACACAUUCAGAAAGACUGCACCAAAGUGAAGUGCUACAGGUGUGGUGAAACUGGUCACGUAGCCAUCAAUUGCAGCAAGACAAGCGAAGUCAACUGUUACCGUUGUGGCGAGUCAGGGCAUCUUGCACGGGAAUGCACAAUUGAGGCUACAGCCUAAUCAUUUUCCUUUGUCGCCCCUCCUUUUUCUGAUUGAUGGUUGUAUUAUUUUCUCUGAAUCCUCUUCACUGGCCAAAGGUUGGCAGAUAGAGGCUACUCCCAGGCCAGUGAGCUUUACUUGCCGUGUAAAAGGAGGAAAGGGGUGGAAAAAAAAAAAAAAAAAACCGACUUUCUGCAUUUAACUACAAAAAAAAAAGUUUAUGUUUAGUUUGGUAGAGGUGUUAUGUAUAAUGCUUUGUUAAAGAACCCCCUUUCCGCGCCACUGGUGAAUAGGGAUGGAAGAAUGGGAAGAGUUCAGUCAGACCAGAGCGCCCGUUCUGGGUUUCUCGAAAUGUUCCCAUGUAGGAGGUAAAACCAGUUCUGGAAGUGUCUAUGAACUUCCGUAAGUAACUUUAAUUUUAGCAUAAUGAUGGCCUUGGAUUGCCUGACCUCAGUAGCUAUUAAAUAACAUCGAGUAACAUCUGUAUCAGGCCCUCAUCGAACAUACAGUUGAGUGGGAGUAAACAAAAAGUCCAACGUGCGUUAAAUGGCUAGGUGAGAGAAAUCGGGAUAAAAGCCCAAACAGGAGCUUCAUCGCAGCGUCGAUGCCGGACACGCAGAUGGUGAUGGCAAAGGUUUAGAACACAUUUUUUUUCUCAAAGACUAAAUCUAAUACCCAGAGUCCACAUCGAUGCGCAGAGUUAGCAUAAUUUGGAGCUAUUCAGGAAUUGCAGAGAAAUGCAUUUUCACAGAAAUCAAGAUGUUAUUUUUGUAUACUAUAUCACUUAGACAACUGUGUUUCAUUUGCUGUAAUCAGUUUUUAAAAGUCAGAUGGAAAAAGCAACUGAAGUCCUAGAAAAUAGAAAAUGUAACUUUAAACUAUUCCAAUAAAGCUGGAGGAGGAAGGGGA
Sciurus carolinensis (gray squirrel) is the source of this 1603-nucleotide messenger RNA. RefSeq names its product CCHC-type zinc finger nucleic acid binding protein (gene Cnbp). The record is from RefSeq and is a predicted model, not a curated record. Bases 176 to 715 code for a protein of 179 amino acids. Gene Ontology annotation, cellular component: cytoplasm. Lineage: Eukaryota; Metazoa; Chordata; Mammalia; Rodentia; Sciuridae. Gene Ontology annotation, biological process: positive regulation of cytoplasmic translation. Gene Ontology annotation, molecular function: mRNA binding; translation regulator activity; zinc ion binding. The transcript is spliced from 5 exons.